Messenger RNA from Sorex araneus (European shrew), 2624 nucleotides. It is a transcript of the gene LOXL3, whose product is annotated as lysyl oxidase like 3. The coding region runs from base 131 to 2392 and encodes 753 amino acids. The record is from RefSeq and is a predicted model, not a curated record. Gene Ontology annotation, molecular function: copper ion binding; protein-lysine 6-oxidase activity. The transcript is spliced from 14 exons. Gene Ontology annotation, biological process: peptidyl-lysine oxidation; inflammatory response. Lineage: Eukaryota; Metazoa; Chordata; Mammalia; Eulipotyphla; Soricidae. Gene Ontology annotation, cellular component: membrane.
GCCGAGCGGACAGGGGGGAGCGACGGGGGUCCAGUCUCCCCUGGCCGAGCACUGUUUGGUGGCAGUCCUGGGACUGGACUCCCCGCCCCAGGGCCCUGCUCGGUGGAAGGGACGCCCAGGCUGCCCUGCCAUGCGUUCUGCAAGUGCCCGGCAGUGGAGCCCACUGGGACUGUUGCUCUGCCUGCUAUGCAGCUCCUGUCUGGGCUCUCCGACCCCAUCCCCGGCCCCUGUGAAGAGGGCUGGGAGCCAGGGGCUGCGCUUCCGGCUGGCGGGCUUCCCCAGGAAGCCCUUCGAGGGCCGAGUGGAGAUACAGCGAGCUGGGGAAUGGGGCACAGUCUGUGACGAUGAUUUCACACUGCAGUCGGCCCAUAUCCUCUGCCGGGAACUGGGCUUCACAGAAGCGACAGGCUGGACCCACAGUGCCAAGUACGGCCCUGGAACAGGCAGAAUCUGGCUGGACAACCUUAGCUGCAGUGGGACUGAGCAGAGUGUGACUGAAUGUGCCUCCCGGGGUUGGGGGAACAGUGACUGCACCCACGAUGAGGAUGCAGGGGUCAUCUGCAAGGACCAGCGCCUCCCUGGCUUCUCGGACUCCAACGUCAUUGAGGUGGAGCAGCAGCUGCAAGUGGAGGAGGUGCGACUGCGGCCGGCAGUGGGGCGCGGCAGACGGCCGCUGCCCGUCACCGAGGGGCUCGUGGAAGUGAGGCUCCCCGACGGCUGGUCCCAAGUGUGCGACAAGGGCUGGAGCGCCCACAACAGCCACGUGGUGUGCGGGAUGCUGGGCUUCCCCGGCGAGAAGAGGGUCAACGCGGCCUUCUACAGGCUGCUGGCGCAGCGGCAGCAACACUCGUUUGGUCUGCAUGGGGUGGCGUGCGUGGGCACAGAAGCCCACCUCUCUCUCUGCUCCUUGGAGUUCUAUCGUGCCAAUGACACAGCCAGAUGCCCUGGGGGGGCCCCUGCGGUGGUGAGCUGUGUGCCAGGCCCUCUCUACACAGUGGCCAGUGGCCAGAAGAAGCCACAGCAGUCGAAGCCUCACGGGGAGGCCCGCGUACGGCUGAAGGGGGGUGCGCACCCCGGAGAGGGCCGCGUGGAGGUCCUGAGGGCCGGCACGUGGGGCACCGUGUGUGACCGCAAGUGGGACCUGCAGGCGGCCAGCGUGGUGUGUCGGGAGCUGGGCUUCGGGAGUGCACGAGAGGCUCUGAGUGGGGCCCGCAUGGGGCAGGGCAUGGGCGCCAUUCACCUGAGCGACGUCCGCUGCUCGGGCCUGGAGUCCUCCCUCUGGAAGUGUCAGCACAAGAACAUCACGGCAGAGGACUGUGCCCACAGCCAGGACGCUGCGCUCCGGUGCCACCUGCCCUACAUCGGGGUCGAGACCAAGAUCCGUCUCAGCGGAGGCCGCAGUCGCUACGAGGGGCGCGUGGAGGUGCAAGUAGGGGGACCUGGGCCCGCCCGCUGGGGCCUCAUCUGCGGAGAUGACUGGGGGACGCUGGAGGCCAUGGUGGCCUGCAGGCAGCUGGGCCUGGGCUAUGCCAACCACGGGCUCCAGGAGACCUGGUACUGGGACUCCGGGAACGUGACAGAGGUGGUCAUGAGUGGCGUGCGCUGCUUGGGGACCGAGCUGUCCCUAGACCAGUGUGCUCAUCACGCCACCCCCAUCGCCUGCAAGAGGACAGGGGCCCGUUUCACCGCUGGGGUCAUCUGCUCUGAGACGGCCUCGGACCUGCUGCUGCACUCGGCACUGGUGCAGGAGACAGCCUACAUCGAGGACCGGCCGCUGCACAUGCUCUACUGCGCCGCCGAGGAGAACUGCCUGGCCAGCUCGGCCCGCCGCGCCAACUGGCCGUACGGCCACCGGCGUCUGCUCCGCUUCUCCUCCCAAAUCCACAACCUGGGGCGAGCCGACUUCAGGCCCAAGGCGGGGCGCCACUCCUGGGUGUGGCACGAGUGUCACGGGCAUUACCACAGCAUGGACAUCUUCACGCACUACGACAUCCUCACCCCCAACGGCACCAAGGUGGCUGAGGGCCACAAGGCCAGCUUCUGUCUAGAAGACACUGAGUGUCAGGAGGAUGUCUCCAAGAGGUACGAGUGUGCCAACUUUGGCGAGCAGGGCAUCACUGUGGGCUGCUGGGAUCUCUAUCGGCACGACAUCGACUGCCAGUGGAUCGACAUCACAGAUGUGAAGCCUGGCAACUACAUUCUGCAGGUGGUCAUCAACCCUAAUUUUGAAGUAGCAGAGAGUGACUUCACCAAUAAUGCAAUGAAAUGUAACUGCAAAUAUGACGGACAUCGCAUCUGGGUGCACAACUGCCACAUUGGCGACGCCUUCAGUGAAGAGGCCAACAGGCGGUUUGAGCGCUACCCCGGGCAGACCAGCAACCAGAUCGUCUGAGGUGCUGCCGCCCUCCUCCGCCAACCACCACUGGCCCCUCAAGGCAGGGGCCCGAGGCUGCCAUUACCUCAGGAGCUUACCCAGGAAGCCAGAAGCCCUCGAGCCUACCAAACUCAUUUGCGCUCCGCGGGCACAGAACUGUCAAGCAGAAGUUACUGCCCUCCUUCCUAGGUCAGCUGUCCGGAGCUCCGGCCAAGCCUGACCCAAAGAGACCACCAAGAGAGCCCCUGCG